Molecule: messenger RNA, 234 nt
Organism: Akanthomyces muscarius
Lineage: Eukaryota; Fungi; Ascomycota; Sordariomycetes; Hypocreales; Cordycipitaceae
Exons: 3
Coding region: 1-234 (77 amino acids)
Source: RefSeq, a predicted model, not a curated record
AUGGACACAAAACUUACAUACAUUUCUAAGGGAACGGUGCAGCCCGCUUCCACUAGCCGCGAAACGCGACCCCUGACUGGAUUGGAUCCCCGGUUCUUGGAGAUGGUAUUAUUUUGCCGACACGGUUCUCGGGUGUCACGGAACGUGGAAACAGGCCGCGCGCAGGAGCUGGUGGUUGGCCUUUUCUGGCAUUCAUCUUGCCUGCCGGCCGGGAAACUGUUCUUCUCGACAUAA